UCAGGUAAAAACCACUAGGGAUUUUUAUUUGAAUUCAAAUUUUUUUAAAAAGUUUCUGUACAACCAAAUUCAAAUUUUUAAUUUUAAAUAUUUUUUUACCAACUCCAGAAAUUAUUUUAUUGCUCUCUAUUUUUUAAAUUAACUUUAAAAAAAAAAACCGGGAAAUCCGCAUUGUUUUUAAAUUUUCUGCGCAGACCAUUUCUGCCAUAAUUUUUUCAAUUCAAUUUUUUACUCAACUCGAAUUCAAUCUUAGAAAUUUAUAUUCAAAUUUUCUAACCAGAGUACAGUGUUAUAUAAUUAAUGUACAUAAAAUUGUCAUUCUCUACUCCGUGACUUUUUUAAAAAUUCAAAAUAAAUAUAAAAAAUCUUGACCUUCAUCUAAUACCAAAAAUUUCUAAACCAAUUUCCCAGAACUUAAAAAAAAAUCGUCCUCCAAAAAGGAACCCAUCACUUAAAAUUAAAUCUGCGCGCGCAAUUUAUCUGAUAAAUAACUUGCGCCAUAGAAAUUCCCAUAAAAAAUAACCUGUGAUAAAAAAAAAAGUAAAUUAAUACCACAAAAUUAAUUAUUACAAGUAAUCGUGGACUAAUUAACCCGUAGAAAGUGAAACGUCAAUUUACUUAACCUAAAAACUCCGAACUAGUCAUUUAAAAACUGUACAUAGCAGCAAUAAUAUCAAAUUAAUAUCCUUUUUAUAAAUAAGUAUAAAUAAUAAACAUAAAUAGAUAAGAUAAAGAAAAAUAUAUAAAAAUGAUUAAAAAUAUUCUAGUUAAUUUUAUCGACGUGGACUUCACUCUGUGGCUCUCGUGGAUGUUGAUGCCCCUGCUGAUAACAUUUUUGUUGCCAAUUUUUAUAUUAAUACUUUUGUAUAUGACCGCGGCUAUUUUUUAUAUUUACAAACUGCACCGAGGAAGGCUCCAGGAAGCCUAUGGAAGAGACUGGAAAACUGCUGCGCGAAGUGUAGUCGCGGCAAUAUGGGACGUCCAUGGGUACAUUUACUACGGGUAUGAAGUUGUCGGUAUGGAAAAUGUACCAAAAGAUGAACCUGUUUUAUUUGUUUACUACCACGGAGCGGUACCGAUUGACCUGUACUACCUGAUAGCAAAAAUGGUCCUGCUGAGGUCGAAAAUAAUCCACACGGUCGCUGAUAAUUUUCUAUUUAAAGUACCGGGAUUCGCAAUCAUCUGCGAUGUGAUGAAACUGAUACCCGGAACAGUACAGACCUGCUCCCAAGUCCUUCUUGAAGGGAACAUGCUGGCGAUCGCACCAGGAGGUGUCUUCGAAGCCCAGUUUGGAGACUCGUAUUACAAACUGAUGUGGAAGAACCGCAUGGGAUUCGCGAAAGUCGGACUCGAGUCCAAAGUCAAAAUAAUUCCGAUGUUCACGCGGAAUCUUCGAGAGGCCUUCAGGACUGUGAGCUGGGGCAGAAGACUCUGGCUGAGGAUCUACGCGCUCACUAGGUUCCCUUUUGCUCCAAUUUACGGCGGGUUUCCGGUAAAACUUGUCACUUAUAUUGGGAAACCCAUCGAGUAUGAAGAAGGUUUGACUGCUGAUAAACUGAAGCUUAAAGUCGCGGAGGCUUUGGAAGAUUUGAUUAGACAGCACCAGGUUAUUCCUGGGAGUAUUACUCGCGCGUUACUCGAGCGCGUUUACAGCCCGACGAGACAUAAACAGAAUUAAUAGAUUUUUUUAUGUUUAUAUUUUUAUUAUUUGGUAGAUAAUUGAGGGAGAGGGAAUUUUUUUAAUUGGCUAGGAAAAUGUAUUUAUUUUAAUUUUAAAUUUAUGAUGUAGAUUUUAAGGUGGAGUAUAAGUAUUUUGUCUAGUUUUUUAUAUUUCAGUUAAAUGAUAUUUUUUUUUUAAAGUGGAGUUGAUAAAAAUUAUUGCGAAAUUUAAAUUUUUAAGUUACAACUUAAAAAGCGGGAAAAUAAAAAUUUAAAAAUAGUUUAAUGGACUUUAGUAAAUAAUUUAAAUUUUUAAACUGCGAUUUUUGAAUUUCCAAGAAGGAGAAAUAAAUUUUCAAAAUUGUAACUCAAAAAAUUGAUUAAUGUUUGGAGACUGGAGUUUAAACUUUAGAAUAUUCCAUUUAUUUUAAAAUAAAUAAAUAAUAAUUUUACUCCACUAAAUUUAUAUCCACUCAGGCUCUCUAAUUAUUUGUAUGUAAUUACAAAUA
Microplitis demolitor is the source of this 2168-nucleotide messenger RNA. Its product is annotated as transmembrane protein 68. The record is from RefSeq and is a predicted model, not a curated record. Lineage: Eukaryota; Metazoa; Arthropoda; Insecta; Hymenoptera; Braconidae. Gene Ontology annotation, cellular component: membrane. Gene Ontology annotation, molecular function: acyltransferase activity. Bases 749 to 1678 code for a protein of 309 amino acids. The transcript has a single exon.